AUGGGCAAGAAAAGAAAGGCGGGCGGUCGCCCGGCACAGAAAGAUGAUGCUCCUUUGCGAUCAAAGUUUAGCAUUGAAGAGCGGUUCGAGGACUCCGAAGAUGAGUUCCAGGCCAACCGUGACCAGAUUCUGCUGGAGGAAGCCCCAGAAGCCAAGCGCCGCCGCAGAGUUGCAGAGGAUGAGGAACUACUUCAACCUUCCGAUGAGGAGAUUCUAGGUUACGAGUCGGUGGACGAGGAUGAAGAUGAUCUCGAGGACGAAGAGGACUACGAUGACGAUGACGAUAUGGGCCUGUCAAAGAAGACUCGCGACGCCGCAUCUGAUGAAGAGGAAGAGGGUAUCGCCGCCUGGGGCUCAUCCAAGAAGGAUCUCUACAAUGCCGACCAAAUCGAGACCGAGGCAGAUGCUUUGGAGGAAGAGCAGGAAGCCAAGAGGCUGCAGCAGAAGCAGCUGCAGGCCAUGAACGAGGCCGACUUUGGUUUCGACGAGUCUGAGUGGAUGGAGUCUGGCAAGGAUGCGGAGGAUGACGCAGAGGACAACGGCGUGGUCACCGAAGUUCUCCCCCAGUUGGAGGUCACCGAGGAUAUGGACGAUGAUGAAAAGCGCAAAAUUUUGAGCUCAAGAUACCCCGAGUUUGAGCCCCUCGCCAAGGAAUUCGCCAGCCUCCAACCUAUUUACAAGGAUCUGCAGAAGGCAGCCUCGAAAGCUACUUCGGCACCCCGUGAAGAUUCCGAUGAACCCCAACCAGCACCAGUGGCUGUGGUCAAGCUCCGCGCCCUGUCAACAUACCUUGGUACAAUCAGCUUGUACUUUAUGCUCCUCACUUCUUCUCCUGAAGGCUCCGACGCUCACGUGCCCCUGUCCCCUGCCGAACUCCGUCAACACCCUGUGAUGGGCUCUUUGGUCAAGUUCCGAAAGCUUUGGGAGACAGUCAAGGACCUGGAGAUCUCGGAGGUGGUUGAGGUUAUCCAGAAACCCGUGAAUAUCGUUUCACCCGAACCUACCGAGACCGAGAAGAAACCGAAGAAGGCCAAGGAGGUCAAGGAAGUGCCGCAGAAGAAGAAGCUGAGCAGGGCUGAGCGGGCAGCUGAGAUUGCACGAGCUGAAGCCGAGGCUCGUCGUGCUGAGCGCCUCCGCCAGACUGAGGCUGGCCUGGCUGAUCUCGACGAUCUGGUCACGGCACCCACUCAGAAGCGCAAGACGAAGAAGUCUAAGAAGUCCAAGGACGAUGACGAGUCAGACUUUGGUGACGAGGGUGCUCUUACGGCACGUGAGGCUGAAGAGAAAGCCAAGCAGAAACGCUCGCUCCGCUUCUACACCUCCCAAAUCGCCCAGAAGGCCAACAAGCGCCAAACUGCUGGUCAAAAUGCCGGUGGUGACGCUGAUAUUCCUUACCGUGAACGUCUCAAGGAUCGCCAAGCCCGUCUUAACGCCGAAGCUGAGAAGCGUGGUCGUCAACGACCAGACAUUGGUGAAGAACUGGGCGGCGAUAGUGACGAAGAGGACCACCGUGUUCGCAAGGAACUUCGCAGCGGAGGCAACCAGUCUGGUACCGACGAGGACGAAUACUACGACAUGGUCGCUGCUCGCUCCAAGCAACGCAAGGACGACAAGAAGGCCCGUGCCGACGCAUACGCCGCCGCCGCCCGCGAAGGUGGCCAUGUGGAGAUCCAAGAGGACAUUGGACCUGACGGCAAGCGUGCCAUCACAUACCAGAUCGAGAAGAACAAGGGUCUUACGCCGAAGCGCAGCAAGGAUGCACGCAACCCGCGUGUCAAGAAGCGCAAGAAGUACGAGGAGAAGAAGAAGAAGCUCGGCAGUAUUCGCCAGGUCUAUAAGGGUGGCGAGGCCCGUGGUGGAUAUGGUGGUGAGCUUACGGGUAUUAAGAAGAACCUGGUUAAGAGUGUUAAGUUCUAA
Penicillium cataractarum is the source of this 1917-nucleotide messenger RNA. RefSeq names its product something about silencing 10 family protein. The coding region runs from base 1 to 1917 and encodes 638 amino acids. The record is from RefSeq and is a predicted model, not a curated record. The transcript is spliced from 2 exons. Gene Ontology annotation, cellular component: nucleolus; small-subunit processome. Gene Ontology annotation, biological process: maturation of SSU-rRNA from tricistronic rRNA transcript (SSU-rRNA, 5.8S rRNA, LSU-rRNA). NCBI's taxonomy places the organism in Eukaryota, Fungi, Ascomycota, Eurotiomycetes, Eurotiales, Aspergillaceae.